UAUGUAAAAACAUCUGAAAAAUACUAAAAUUAAUAACUAAAACAACUCUUAAUAAGAAUUACUAGUAAAUUUAGGAUGGAGCACAAACAAAUCUAUAUGGAAGAGACAAGUUUCAGAUGGUCAAUCGGUCAUGACUUUGAUAAAUUCAAAUUAUUUCACUUGGGACCCUUUCCUGAUUGCUUAGUUUAGUCUUGGAACAGUUGGUUCGUCGAGUCAGCUGUCUGCACUGUACUCUUUCUUACAAGCCUGACCACAGCAAACCCCCAGUCUUCAGUCUUGACCCUGAAGACCUGCCGCUUGUCUUCUUCGUUGCCGGAGAUCCGCCACCAACCCAAACCCCGUCCUUUACUCUCACCGUCUUGUCGCCGGAAUAUGGACAACGGAGAAGUACUAGAAUACGAUAGCCCGCGGCCGCGGAGCACCGGAUCCUAUGGCGGGACCAGCAUCCACAUUACGGCGCUGGACGGCAUCGUUAACGUCAACUCCCUCUUCACCCUCGCCGUCUUCGUCGGCCUGGCCUGGAAUCCCUCCGACCCAACCGACGGCGGCCUGCCCUCCGGAGACUGCGCCGCCGGAAACCGGGCGGAGGAGCGCCUUGUCUUCUUCCACGUCCUCGCCUUCGCCUCCUUCCUCUUCUCCAGCCUCGUCGCCCUCUCCGUCAGGCAGGCCAUCCGCUUCGUCCACCCGCCGCCUGUGGGCUCUCGCGCGGCGCGCAUCAACCGGGCGGCGCUUCGCGGCGGCAUCCUGGCCUCCGCCGUCGGUUCGGUGUUCGGAUGCGGAUUCCUGAUGAUGGCCCUCGUCAAUGUGGUCGAGAUCAAGCUGGGGAGGCUCGGUUGCGGUGGCGCCGCCGCCGUGGGGGCCGUGAUCCCGCUCGUCACCCUCAUCCCCGCUGCCAUGCUUAUCUACACCGCCAUCGUUUUCUACGCCUUCACUCGCUAAUCAUCAUGAUUUCAGUUGCUUCAAACCCACCAACCUUUUCUAGGCGUUAAGGUUUGGGUUCUUUUCUGCUAGUUUCUCUCAAGGUACCAUUUUUCUUAGAUGUUUUUCCCCCAAAAUACUUGAUUGGAAAAAAAAAUCGAACUUUGUGAACAAUCUUUUCUGUUUUCCAUAUUUAUGUUCGCAUUUUAUAAAGAAAUUAGGAACGAGUA
This is a messenger RNA of Phoenix dactylifera (date palm), 1148 nucleotides long. RefSeq lists its product as uncharacterized. The record is from RefSeq and is a predicted model, not a curated record. NCBI's taxonomy places the organism in Eukaryota, Viridiplantae, Streptophyta, Magnoliopsida, Arecales, Arecaceae.